Molecule: messenger RNA, 1383 nt
Organism: Phytophthora sojae
Lineage: Eukaryota; Oomycota; Peronosporomycetes; Peronosporales; Peronosporaceae
Exons: 1
Coding region: 1-1383 (460 amino acids)
Biological process (GO): transmembrane transport
Cellular component (GO): membrane
Molecular function (GO): transmembrane transporter activity
Source: RefSeq, a predicted model, not a curated record
AUGGGGCUCUCGUGGUACUACAUCAAGCUCAUCCUGCUCACGGGCUUCGGCUGGGCCAUGGACUCGAUGGAGACGUUCAUCUUCACGUACUGCGCCGCGCUCAUCCGCGAGGACAUCCCGCAGAGCUCGCGCCAGGCCUCGUUCCUGGGCGGCGCCGUCUUCGUCGGCUCCUUCAUCGGCUCGUUCCCGUUCGGCUCGCUGGCCGACAAGUACGGCCGCCGCCCCAUGUUCAUGGUCACGCUCGUCAUCUUCCUCGUGGGGCUCGCGCUCUGCGCCGCCAGCUGGGACGUCACCUCCAUCACGUGCGCGCGCAUCAUCUCGGGCAUCGGCCUCGGCGGCGAGCUGCCCGUGGCCUCCACGCUCGUGCAGGAGCUGUCCCCCAAGAAGACGCGCGGCAAGAUCAUCGUGCUGCUCGAGUCCUUCUGGGCCAUCGGCUGCAUGAUGGCCGUCGUCAUGGCCUUCGGCGCCGCGCCGCGCAUCGGCUGGCGCGAGACCUUCUUCAUCUGCUGCGCGCCCGUCGUCUACGCCAUGGUCAUCCGCCUGUACAUCCCGGAGUCGCCCAAGUGGCUGGCCAGCGUCGGACGCUACGACGAGGCCGUGGCCAUCGUAGAGUCCAUCGAGCGCGCCCACGGCCUGGACCCGUACGACCCCAAGUCGGAGCUGGAGAGCGCCGAGCCGCUGCCGCCCGCGCCGCCCCAGCUGCCGGAGUCGCACUUCAAGCGCAUCGGCGUGCUCUUCCAGCGCCAGUUCCGCGUGCGCACCACGGUGCUGUGGACGCUGUGGUUCGGCAUCUCCAUGUCGUACUACGCCAUCUUCAUCUACCUGCCCAACCUGAUCGCGCUCAAGGGCUACAACAUGAACGGCCAGUGGGAGACCAUCCUCAUCAUCACGGCGUUCCAGCUGCCGGGCUACUUCGCGGCCGCUGGGCUCGUCGAGAUCAUCGGCCGCAAGCAAACGCUCGUGAUCUUCCUGGCCGGUUCGUUCGCAUCCGCCAUCGCCAUGGGCUACGUGGACGCCUCGAAGGUGCCCGUCAUGGUGACCGGCUCGUUCACGUCCUUCUUCAUGCUGGGAGCGUGGGGCUGCGUGUACGCGUACACCCCGGAGAACUACCCGACGGCCAUCCGCGGCAUAGGCGCGGCCUACCCGUCGGGCUUCAGCCGCAUCGGGUCCUUCAGCGGCCCGUACCUGUGUGCGUCCAUGUUCGGCGACUGGAACGUGUCGCUCGAGGCCAUCAUGUGGGUCUUUGGUGGCCUGCUCAUGGUCAUCUCGGCCAUUGUGCUCUUCUUCGGCUACGAGCCCCGCGGCAAGAACGUCGAGUUGUAUGACGACGACGACCGCACGGAGAAGUCCCUCGCUUUCGAGGCCGUCCAAACGCCCAACUAA